Messenger RNA from Arachis duranensis, 1579 nucleotides. Its product is annotated as protein EARLY-RESPONSIVE TO DEHYDRATION 7, chloroplastic. Lineage: Eukaryota; Viridiplantae; Streptophyta; Magnoliopsida; Fabales; Fabaceae. The record is from RefSeq and is a predicted model, not a curated record. Gene Ontology annotation, cellular component: plasma membrane.
CUCGCAAAAAGAACAACAAUAUGAAUAUCCACACCUGGGUGAGAGUGUUACUGAAGUGACAAGUUUCCGAAUUUCGAUCUCGUUCAUCAAUGGAUUCCCUCUCCCAAAAACCUAAACCCAGAAACUCUCUCUACCCAGAAGUAAUCGAUUCCAACCCCGAAGCCAAUUCGUCCUUCCAAAAACCUAAUUAUCAACAGCAGAGUUCUCUCUACCCUUCCCUUGACGUUGAUGACCUCAGCGACCUUGUCCAAACCCUAUUUCCCCGAAAUGACACCGGAAGCAGCGAUGGCAGUGUUCAUUCGCCGUCUGCUCCACCGGCCGCUACCGAGGAGGUCCUCAUCAGGAUCCCCGGCGCCAUCCUCAACCUCAUCGACACCCACUACAGCGUCGAGCUCGCUUCCGGCGACUUCUCCAUCAUCCGCCUCCGGCAGGGUGACAGCGCCGUCGCCGUUUACGCCCGCGUUGCCGACGAGAUCCAAUGGCCCCGCCAAGGGCAAGAGGGAUUGUUGAGGGAGCUGGACGCGGUUUUGCAGAGCUGUAGCAAUUUCUCGGUGCAGAAGGUUUCUGAGAGUUCGAAGAAAAAAGGGGAGGUUCUAGAUGGUUCAUUGGCGAAGGAGACUUCGCCAAAGGAUUUAGAUUCGGCCAAGAAGAAGGAGAUGUUGGAGGAGCGAAGCGCUGCGUAUUGGACCACGCUGGCCCCAAAUGUGGAGGAUUAUAGUGGAACCGCGGCGAGGAUGAUUGCGGCGGGUUCCGGGCACGUGAUCAAGGGGAUUCUUUGGUGUGGGGAUGUGACUGUGGAGAGGUUGAAAUGGGGGAACGAGGUUAUGAAGAAGAGGAUGAGCCCUCGCUCGCAGGCUCAAGUUAGCCCUGAAACCAUGAAGCGGAUUAGAAGGGUUAAGAGAGUGAGUAAAAUGACAGAGAAGGUGGCAAAUGGGUUCCUGUCCGGUGUCCUGAAAGUCUCUGGAUUCUUCGCCAGUUCAUUGGCAAACUCAAAAGCAGGAAAGAAGUUCUUCAGCAUGCUCCCAGGGGAAGUUGUGCUUGCAUCAUUGGAUGGAUUCAAUAAAGUGUGUGAUGCUGUCGAAGUAGCUGGAAGAAAUGUAAUGUCAACAUCAUCCGAUGUAACAACUGAGCUUGUCAAUCAUAGAUAUGGAGAUCAGGCUGCUGAGGCGACAAAGGAAGGGCUUGGUGCUGCUGGUCAUGCUUUGAGUGCUGCUUGGGCUGCUGUCAAGAUUAGGAAAGCUCUUAACCCUAAGAGUGCUCUUAAACCUACCUCCCUCGCCAAAACUGGUCUUAAAGCUGCAGCUGAGGAAUUUAAGGCCAAAAGUUCCAAGUAAUUAUGCGAAGAUUAGUUGAAUUUAAUUUUAUGUAAAGCUUAUGUCAGCUUUCCAUUACCUACUUUUUUCUCGGAGAGAACAUGAGAAGUUGAGAACAUAAACAUAUCAUUUGUUGCUUUUAGUGUAUUCAUGUACAUGUGUAAAGUGUGGCUAUUGUAUUUAUUUCUCUUGUGGCAUGAAAAAAAAUUCACUAAUGUUUAGGGAUGAAUGUUAGAAAUUUUAAUGAAGUUUACAUUUGAUUCUGA